Molecule: messenger RNA, 2154 nt
Organism: Bacidia gigantensis
Lineage: Eukaryota; Fungi; Ascomycota; Lecanoromycetes; Lecanorales; Ramalinaceae
Exons: 5
Coding region: 1-2154 (717 amino acids)
Source: RefSeq, a predicted model, not a curated record
AUGGGCGGCGAGCCUCCAGACGAUGCCAAUGUUGUCGAGAUCACCUCAGCAACCUAUGGUAGCAAAGACGUGACGACCUCUGUCAACUCUUCCUUCCAAGCAUAUUACAGCACCAGCCCUAGGAGUCGUUCAUAUAGUCUUGCAGCAUCCAACGCAGUUUUUGGAGAUCCUAAUCCCAAUGUGUUGAAAGCGUUUGUAGUGGUAUGGCGAUACUCAUUCAAGGUUCCCAACGGGGAAGUACUUUGGAGCGACUUCAAGAGUCUUGCUGCAACUGAAGGAGCCAGUGUCACCCUGACAUGGGGUGACACGAAUAUUACACCAUGGCAGUCGCCCGCUCCCGGACCCAAUGGGCUCUAUGUCAUUGCAGCGUAUUGGUUCAAUUCAAAUCGCACGUCAAGUGUAUCGGGGCUGGCUAGACAGUGGGCGAAUCCUUACAAAGGCCUGGUCCUCAAUGUCAGCCCAGGAUCUCUCGGAGCCGAUCCUAAUCCUAGCCUGAUAAGUGAGCAGUUCACUGUGGUUUAUGGGACAUGGGUAGCAGGGAAUUACUGGGACUUUCAGACUUCAGUCGGUAAUGGUAGUGGCUCUUGGACGUUGACCUUGCCACUUUGUUUCCCACCUUUGAGUCUCCCAAACAUGCUCACCAAGGAUACGUACGUCACCUUCCAAAACCGACAAUUUGAUCGGAACUCGACAAACGUUGUCAUCUACCCUGUUAUUUACGAUGCGCUCAGUCGAGACAUGGUAUGGGAUGGACGAAAGAAUAGCUACGGCAUCAGCAAAGGCGGGAGUCGUGACCUUCACCUUGUCAAUGAUGCAGGCUGUGAAGAGCGUGGCAAGUACUUUUUAGGAUUCACCACUGCCGAUGGGGAGACGGUGCGAGGCUGCUGGGAUACUUAUGUAAUUGCGACCUCUUCAGCCAUGCGGCCCUUCCCAUUUUCAUGCUACUGGCAAUGGACGAUCGACGGGGUUGAAGUUCUAUUCGACUAUGCUAAUUACAACAAGCCAUACAAGUACUCGUCCGCAGAUCUGCGGUUGAACAUAUACUCUGUGACUUGGGGCUCGUCAGACGUAACAGAUAUCAUUCGCCAGCAAUACAUCAGCCAGACGAUCAACGACCCAAACUACAUUCCCUCCGACACUUCCAACCAAUGGUCGAUUCCUGCAUCAAACACAACCCUCGUAAAAGAUCCCAAUCCGGGAGGCGGCAAAGUCUGCGUGAUCGUCUACCGGCUCGCGUACAAGAUCGGCGAGACGGACGGCCUGAUCCAAGGCUACAACGACCCCAAACCAUGGGAAGCCGCGUACACGACGAACAAAAUCCAGCCCGUGCACACGAACCGCUACCCCGUGCUGCGUGACUACACGGCCUUUUACUGGAAAGCGGCCAGAGAGGGUACCACAAUUAACUUCAACUUACUCACCGAACCGACGGACGUGUGGGCGCCCCCCAACGGGCCAACAUUCUACCCCUACAUCGCGGCCGCCGUCUGGUGCGACCGAGGCGUCACAGGCUGGGUGCAAGACUACCUCGACGAGCAUCCCAGUAACAGCGGCGCCGUCUCCGUACCCGUCAGCACAUCAGGCAUGGGCACCUACAUCGACGUGCCCGAUCCUUGGAUUGGGGUCGCCAAGCAGCUCACCUGUCUCGUGGGCUAUGCGGGGGGUGGUACAGAUUCUAAUCACGUCGUCUGGAAGACGUAUGUGGAUCUGGGCACCGCGAACCCCUGGUACUUCAGCUUGCCCAAGACGGCCGCGCCGCCGAAAUUCCCGCAGCAAAUGCCAGUUCCCAAUGAAUUGCCACCGGUGGAUCUGAUCUGGUAUCGCAAUCGGACGGCGUUUGAUGUCUGGCCGAAUGUGGUUGUCGAUAAUGGGACUGUUGUGUGGGAUGGCGGGAGGAAGGAUAAUCCGGAUUUGUGGAAGAUCGCGCCGAACACCGACAAAACGAUCAAACUCAGCGCCUUGACAUCAUGUCAGGAGAACAACUUCUACAGCCCCACAUUCGACGUCAGUGCGGACACGUAUCCGCCGUUUAGUGGCUGGGUGAGGCAUUCGGCUUUGGAGCCGCAGUGGCUCAUGACGAUGACGUAUGGAAUGAACAGCACGGAGCCAUGGCGGUAUACCAUAUUGAAGGAGAUGAAGAAAUUGGGGUCGUAG